ACAAGUCUGAACUGAGCUUUUCCAUAGUGACAGCAGGAAAUAGCAGAAGCUUUCUCUGCUGAGCUGUGAUGACAAGCUUGUGCUUGUCACGGGCAAAGAUAGGGCUUUAGAGUGACCAGGAUGUGGCUGGGAUGGGAUGCUGGCCAGGGGCUGAUUAGGACAGGAAGGAGUGUGUGCUUUAGAUGCUGCUGGUCUCUGUAGGGUGCAUCCUGACAUGUGUCCUGGCAUGUCCCAUGCCAAGUGCAGAAUGGUGGCCACGUGGCCUGGUUGUCCCCUCUGCUCUAACUUAAUCAUCUGCAGAAGGGGAAAACACAGCAUUGAGCAGGUCACAUCGAGAGAAGAUGGUGUCUGCUUCUCAGCUUCAAGAAAGGGGCUGGGAAAGAAACCUGAAGUCGUGAGUCUGGUGGAGCACUGCGUGUUUCCAAACGCUCUGCUCUGAGUUCAUCCCACCAGUAAGGCUGUGCAGCGUGAGAACUGAGUACUUUGUAACUGUGUGUGUCUGAAUGCAUCAGCCUUUGGAGGUGAGCGUCUUCCCUUGAAACAGCCUCGUGAUAUCCAAGUGCCUUCUCUCUUGGGAGGUCCCUUGGAAGAGCCUGUCUGUACGUCUGACUGUGGGUGCCUGAGAGGGCUGCCUUGCUUCCAGACUGAACCAUGUCCCACCCAUCCUGGCUGCCACCCAAGAGUACCAACGAGCCUGUUGGCCACGUUGCUGCAAGGAUGGAGACCACACACACCUUUGGGACUCCCAGCAUCUCCGUGUCCACCCAGCAGACCCCAAAGAAGUUUGCGCCUGUGGUCGCCCCCAAGCCAAAGUACAACCCAUACAAGCAACCAGGAGGUGAUGGGGACUUUCUUCCUCCCCCACCCCCUGCUGUGGAUGACCUUGGGAACAUCACAUCAUCACAAGGUGCCUUUCCCCCCCCACCCCCUCUGGAUGAUGUUACUUACAAUGUACAGGUGAAUCCUGGUGGCAAGACACUUGAGGAGAGGCGGUGCAGUUUAGAUGCAGAAAUUGACUCUCUGACGAGCAUCCUGGCCGACCUAGAGAGCAGCUCUCCAUACAAGCCUCGGACUCAACAGGGCUCUGGGACCUCAAGCAGCUCCGCUGCCACCACCCCAUCCGUGUCCACUCCUGUCACUGGCCACAAGCGGAUGAUCAUCCCCAACCAGCCUCCCCUCACCGCCACCAAGAAGUCCACUGCCAAGGGCCCGGGGCAGCCAGCGCCCAUCCCGGUCACUCCCGUUGGCACCCUGAAGCCGCAGCCGGUGCCGGCGUCCUACGCCACGGCCUCCACGCCGAGCCGCCCAGCCUUCAACGUGCAGGUGAGGACGGCGCAGCCCAGCCCGCACUACCAACCGCCCAGCCCGCAGCCCGGGCACUACGGCAGCCUGGGCCCCGGCCAGCCCUACGCCUCCGCGCCCUCCCGCCAGCCCACGGCCCCUCAGUACGGAGCGCCGCAGCCCCAGGGGCCCGGCUACGGCUACGGCCCUGUGCCCGGCCGGCCCGCGGAGCCCGCCUACGGCUACGCGCCCCCGCAGGGCCGCUACCAGGACCCCUACUACGGGGGCUACGGCGGCAGGAACGGCUCCGAGGCGCCCUACGUGCCGCAGAGCUCCUGGAAGGCCGAGCCGGCUUAUCCUGCCAGUAAUGCCAUGGGCCAGGCUCCCCCUGGGCUCUACCAGCCACCGGGCACGAAGAAGACCUACAUCACUGACCCAGUGCUGGCCCCGCAGCCGCCCACCCUGCAGCAGAAGAGUGGAUAUCCAAGUUCUGGACCUACAUCAAGCACUCCUGCCUUCAGGCCUGAGGAUGAGCUGGAACAUCUGACCAAGAAAAUGCUGUAUGACAUGGAGAAUCCUCCGUCCGAUGAGUACUUUGGACGCUGUGCCCGCUGCGGGGAGAAUGUUGUUGGAGAAGGCACCGGUUGCACAGCCAUGGACCAAGUCUUCCACGUGAAGUGUUUCACCUGCAUAACGUGCAAGAGCAAGCUGAGGGGACAGCCUUUCUACGCCGUGGAGAAGAAAGCCUACUGUGAACCCUGCUACAUUAAUACACUGGAGAAGUGCAGUGUCUGUGAAGAGCCCAUCAUGGAAAAGAUCCUCCGAGCCACUGGGAAGGCCUACCAUCCCCACUGCUUCACCUGCGUGAUGUGCCAUCGCAGCCUGGAUGGGAUCCCCUUCACUGUGGAUGCUGGUGGCAACAUCCACUGCAUUGAGGAUUUCCAUAAGAAAUUUGCCCCCAGGUGUUCUGUGUGUAAGGAGCCCAUCAUGCCAGCCCCGGGACAAGAGGAGACCGUGCGCAUUGUUGCCCUGGAUCGUGACUUCCAUGUCCAGUGCUACCGGUGCGAGGACUGUGGUGGCCUCCUGUCUGAAGGGGACAAUCAGGGCUGUUACCCUCUGGACGGGCACAUCCUUUGCAAGACAUGCAACUCUGCUCGGAUCCAGGCUCUGACUGCCAAGGCCAGCACUGAUCUCUGAGUAUCAGCUGUGACCCUCCCCAGGAUGCCCAUUGGGGGAUAUUGCACAAGCUUUGCAUGAUUGCUUUCCAGCCUAGGGUCUGAAUCUCUGUUAUUGAAAAAAAGAAAAAAAAAGAAAAAAAAAAGAAAUUAAAAAAAAAGUAAAACUGGAAGGCCUUGGAACAAGAGGGCAGUUUGAGAGGCCAUGUUCAGACUGCCCAUGACAAGCACCUAAUUUAGACACAACUGUCCAGGAGGGCAAUGAGCGCCUGCUCUGUCUGUAGCUGAUGGAGUUAAGGGUCACAGCACCUAAGUUAUCUGCCUGUAUAAGGAGGUCUGAACAUGGUCCUUACCAUUCUGUGUUUGAUUCCUGUUUCUUAAGAAGUACAUGAAGGUAGAGGGUGAAGUAUGGCUGAAGUAGUUAUUUCUCCCAAGUUAUUUUGAGAACCUGAGCAGGUCUCAUUGAAGUCAUGGGACUUCAAUGUCUGCUGAUGACUUUAAUAGGAUCUGUGUCACCAGCAGAAGUAGCUCCACUGUCCUAGAAGGUGUGAGAGCAGACCCAGCAUUAACACAAACAGUUCAACUGCAACUGUGCUGCGCCUGAGUGUAGGUGUGAUCUUGUAUCCUUGGGACAUAAAUUGCUCAUUUCUUAGGCCCUUACUUGUCUCCAUUCCCUUCCAGUUCAAUAGUGUUUUUCUUUUACUGAUGAAAGUCUACUUAGCUAUUGCAUAAAUUUAUUCAGUAGUGAUGCUUCCAAUUCACAAUGUAUGAGCAAUCACAGAAAGAUGUGAGCUUGCACACACUGUACACUACACACACACUACACACUACACACACAAAACAUGCUUUUGAUUUACCAGAGGCAUAAGCCAGUCAUGUCCCUUGAGAAGAUAUCUAAGGGAUGUGGGUAUAGAAACACAUUUCUGAAAUCCCAGUGGUUAAAAAAAGAUAAAAAUUACUAUAUAGAACUGCAGUGCAAAGCGAUGCUCAGAAAAAUCUUACGCCACUCUCUUCUACAGCCCAUUCUAGUGGGGCCACUGGCAGUGUUGGCCUCUGGGUAGACAUUCAAGGAAUAAAGUCAUUUUCCAUCUCCUGUUAUUGCAGUGGGAGGAUUUUCCUUCAACAGUAACGGAUUGAAUCAGGCUUUGGGAUGAUACACAUUUCUCUGAUGUUAACACAUGUGAUCUGAAUUUUUAAAUUUAAAAAAUAAGGUCUUGGUUUCAGCAACAGCAAAAAAGAUCAUCCUAAACAUGUUCAGUUUUCAUCCUAAGAAAGCUAAAGAGAGUAUUAAGCCCUUCACUAUGCCAUUCCAGAAAGCAGGCAUUUUUUUUUCCUCUUCCAUUUUCAUCCCAGCCACUUUUAACUUGCCUCUGUGAAACUCAUGGAGGUAGAAUGCUGGGCCAGAAGCAGCAUUUUAAUCUUCAGUCCAGAAUUAACAUAUAUCCCAAGGUAAAUAAAACCUGGGCACAGAUAAUCCUUUUUUUUCACAUGAUCAUGGGUUUAGGGUUUCUUUGGGGUUUUUUUUUAGUUUGGGUAAUUAAAAACAAAUCAAAAAAUUAGAAAUCCAUGGCAUUCUGAGCAGCUAUAAUAGUCUUGUUCAUGAAACCCAUAAUAACUAAGGUACAAAUUACAUAGUGAAGGAGUAAUUUUCAUAUCACUGAAUUGACAUUAAUAUCUUAUUUGCAGAUGUAAUCAAGGAAAAUACCUUUCUUUGCGCUUAAAUUAAGGAGAACUGAAACAGUUGCAAGCUGAUUGACCAUAUAAGUGACAAAAUGUAACUUUUCAAGAGUAAGUUACAAGAUUUUUUCAUGCAUCCCACUGAAGAACAAUAAAAAUGUGGUACUUUCCUCUUGUAUCAAGCUUCUGUUAUAGAGAAUAAUUAUAUCCACUAAUGAUGAAAAGAAAAGUUAGAUGAACUGAACUGAUAGGAAAUGAAGGAAAAAUUGUGAUGUGAUACUGCAGCUCCUGCAUAUGGUGCAUUUCUUUUCAGUUUAGCACUAACCUUUCUGGAAGAGCACUGUGAUAUUCAGUAGCUUCAGCUCUCUGUGGUAAAUUCAAAUACAGAAAUACCAGUCUGAAACCUCCAUUCCUUACAUGGUUUAUAUAUUGGCAAACUUCACCAGUGUCAGGGAAGUUUCCCAAAAUUCACAGCUUGAAAUGAAUCCUUCUUUGUAGAAGGGUGGCAUCAUUGAGCAGAAGACUUCCUUCACCACCACAGCGACUGUGCUGAAGCAGUUUGACUUUUUAUACUGGAUUUCUACCCUGGCCUGUAAGAAUGUUACUGCCUCAGACAUAAACAGAUUUUUUUGGCACCCUGGCUCCCACCAGGUUCCACCUGGGCUCCUGCUCCCUGAACUGUGGCAUGUAAGGUCCUUCUGAGCUCGCUUCUUGACAUGCAGUGUGCACCACCACCAGUCCAAAAAGCCUUGCAAAUACUGAGCAAAUCUAGUUUGAGCUAACACUACAAAAACAGGGGAGGUCUGUGCUAGAAUACAAGCACGGGUGAUAAUGUGAUGCAUUUGGGUGCAGAAGGAGUCUUCAUCAGGCAGAAAACGUAGCUCUGAUCUUCCUUAUUCUUGGGAGUGUUAAAUCAAGUGGUUGAUGAGACCCUCACAGAGGUAAUUGAUGGGAACAAGCUGCUGUGCCUUCCAGCAGAAUGUGCCCUAGACUAAGGACUCAAGUUCAGAGCCUUUGGGCUCUUUAUGGCCCUGCCAUGGGCUGGACUGGAGCAAGUCUUAUGGCUCCUUGUCUUCUGCCCUCUGCAUGAGAGAGCUUCUUUGCAGUUUCCCAGAGACAUUAUGGGGAUUAAACUAGUCACAGACUAGCACAAACUGCUGGUUUCUGGAGCUUUAUUUUCUCUUUCCAGAAAAGUUUGCUGGUAUGUAGACCUGGGAUUCCAGCCCAUUUCAAUGCAUGCGGCCAGCCAGGAGAUCCAGCUCUGAAUCCUCUCUGUUAUGAGAGUGCUGUGGUGAGUUGGGUUGGCAUGCAGGGAGGUGAGAGCCAAACUUUUCAAGCAUUAAAUAUUUCAUGGAUGAAAUAUGAUUGACAAAGAUUGAAGUGUUGAUGUUUGAGGUGCUGUGGCUGGUUUCUAGACCUGACACAUCUGUGCAAAGGUACUAUGAUGGGAGUUUUUUCACCCCUAGACACCAAAGCCAUCUGCCCGUUGGAAGGAGGGAGAGUCCAAAACCCUCUUCUUUAUUCUGUGUGGUUUUGUUUUCCAAAAUUGCUAUAAAUGUAUUUAAAAGAUACAGUAUCACAGAGGCUCUCAUCACCCACAUGUAUAUGGAAAUCUCCCUGCUGAUGCUUCAGGAUUUAAUAAGAAAUGCUGGUGGGAUUUAUCUCAAUUGCACUGCAAUUAAGAACCACUGGGAUAUGGCUUCAUCACAAUAUUUAUCACAUACUUAUAAUAUAUCAUGUUUAUCUGUUCCAAAGAAGGAGUUGUUUUGCCAAAGAGACAUUGCUUUUCUCAAACUGGACCUUCUUAGCCAUGACAAAAAUUCACAUCAUCUGUGGCUGUGGUAAUGUCCAAACUGUUCCAUUCAGAAAGAAUUGGGAGAUCACCCAAACAUUUCUGUUCAAGUCUACAGUUUCUGCUUAUGCUGCUUUGUCUUUAUCUAGUAUUUGUUGGCAAGUCGGGCCUGAUCCCAUGAUUUGUGUGGCCAGACAGGGCCCAGGAUCAGGUUCUAAUUUAGCAAAAUAUUUAAGUCCCUGAGGUUUGUUUAAGCACAGACUUAAAGCCAUUGCAUGGUGUGACAUAAGCCAUUAAUACCAGACUGGUUCUGUGUCCCCUGAUCGUACAGGUUUGAUCUGGGUAAGAUGUAGGCACAGUUAAAUUUCUAUCAAAUUGUCCAGAACACAGGAAAUGGCUCCUGUGUCACUCUUAUGCCAACUGCAGGAGAUAACCACAGCUGAUCAAAUUUACAUUUGGAUGGCAGGAGGCUGAGUUGUUAUGAGUGCUUUGUGUUGGGUGGUUGUGACACCUUCCAUAUGUCACAAGUAGCCCUACAGCCAGAUUUACUGUAUCUUUGAGCAAUGGCUUUAAAACUCUCCACUUAAACUUUCUCCAGGAGAUUGGGUUGCCUUGGUUACAGCCCAAUCCUUGAGCACACCCCCAAGGCUAACACUAGUAUUUUGUGAAUGUGAUGGUUUUAUUGUACCUUUUUUUACUCAUUGAACAUUGCUUUUAAAAACAGAAAGCCACACCAAUUCUUUAGCCUAUCAGAUAACACACCUUUAAUUUUGGUUUUGGGAGGGGUGUUAAUAUUUUAAUUCUUAGAUUUUUAUCCUGGCUGCAAAACACUUGGGUAAUGACUUAAUCACAGAAGUGUGGGAGUACCGAAGUGUUUGUCACUCUACAUAAUAGUGUUCAUCCUGAUAGCAGGAGUGAGGCUUUCACAAAACACAGGCCUUAAAUUGACUUUCUGCCUGUCAGCAAAAUGCGCCUGAGAAGAAUGAAAAAAAAAAGCGUCUCUAAAGAAAAGGUGCUUGUUAAAGAGAAUAUUCCACAAGUCUGUCUGAAAUCUCUUUGGACCUGUUACGGCUUCUGCCUGGCUUAGGUUUGAUAAAUGCUGGUUCCUUUUGAUUUUGGGAAAAUCUGGAAGGCAAGGGAUAACAGGACCCAAGAGAAGGUUCUUGAGAGAAGUCCCAUGUCAAGGAUAAAUGUGAGACGCCUGGUGCUUGCGCUGAGUGGCUCAGGAAGGGUUUGAGUUGCUGCCUGGUAUCUGAUGGUUCCUGCAGUGGGGUCACAGUGGUGAUUUGCUGUGGACAACGCCUCGCACAGAUUCAGUGCUCCAAGCUGGAGCUCUUGGAGAGGGGUGCUGACCCAUCCCACUGUGGUGAAAUCCCCAUGGGAAAACACCAGCGAUGGUAACUGAGGGUUUGUUGUAGAAGGAGGACAGGAACUGCUCCAUAAACCUAGAGGUUAGUAAAAUACAGACCAAGAGAGCCAUGAGAACACUAUUUCCAGUUAGAGCUGGUUGCAAUUUUUACACUAAUUAUGUGAUAGCAGAAGGGCCAUUUUUUUUAAUGAGAAGUUCUCUCUUUUUGCAGUGUUACCCACAACAUUUUUGGGGGUUGUUUUUGCUGUUAUGAUUAAAAUUAUACUGAAUUUUUAUCUAAAUAAAUUUCAGAAUUGUUAACAAAUAUUUUAUUUCUCAAAGACCCAUGUCUUCUUUCACAGUUGUUUACAGUUCUUCUUGGGUUUCUUCUGCUGGUAAAUUAAAGUUUCUGUUACAAUUUUGAAAACUUCUUUGGAUAAAAAUUCUACCUAAAACCAAGCAAAUGUUCUUGGGAAAUGGUUCAGUACUGGACCUGGUGAAAUAAAAAAAGCUUUGAAACUUUUCACAAGAUGUUUUUUCCCUAUUUUUAACUAGUUUUGCUAAUUUUGAAGUCACUGUUUCCUUUGUUAGAGCAAUCCAAGUAAUGUGACUUAAAAUAACAGUGUUACUUCUGUUGAAUUCAUUAUUCUUACCCAUCUUAAAGCCAUGGAGUGGCUGGCUAGAGGGACUGCCAGUGUCUUUUACUGUGGCAACUGCAAUUUUCUUCCCUGUUUUUAUCUUGGGGUCUUUUUCUGUUUGGCUUUGCCCCUGAAAUUACUGAAGAAUAUAGGCACAUUAUGGCAACUGCCAUGAAAAUCAAGAGAUACUGAUUGAACUUCAUCUCCUUUCUGGGUUUGGAAAUGGCAUUUUUCCUUAAAAAUUUCUAGAACUAUUACCUGUCUCCCUCAGCAUUUCAAGUUUGAAUUUGCAACAGUUGGUUGCCCAACUGGCAUUUGAAGCCUGAGAGAGAACAGACUUUACACCUGUGAAAUUAUAGCAUUCCAGCAUCUGAAAAUCUAAGAGAAGAAAUCAUAACCUCGGUAGGUUUCCUGCUGGACAUUGAGGAACAGCUCUCACUUCAGCCUGGAAAUUGUCUGCUGUGGUCUGAAAAAAUCGAAGUUCCACCCUUGCAGAGCAAUCUGGCAUACAAACACACUCACAUCAGGUGUUUGUGGGGCUAUAACUGAGCAGAAAUACAGGCUGCAAUAUUGGCUGUUGCUACUUAUACUGCACUGGGCUUUAUUCCUGACUGCGUGUCCCUGGUAAUGAAGUCAGGAAUGCAUUACAUGAAGCACAUUUUGCUUCAUGUAAUGUGUGGAAGCCAGAGUUUAUCACGGGUAGCAAGAGCAUCCAGUUAAAAAGCUUUUUUUUUUUUAAUUUUGCGAUUCGUCCAGUAUUCUCAUCCUACCUAGAUGUUUUAGAAAACGAGGAAGGAAACAGAAGCCCCAGUGGUGGCAUUACUUUUACAUUUCCAGGGGUUAGAGUCCCUCCCCAGGAACAUCACACUUGGGGUGUCUCUGCUUUUCUGCCUCUGCCUCCCCUUGUCCACAAGCCUCUCUCUUACCCACUUUUUCCAUGUCCUCAGUGUGCACUCAUCUUUGCAGUAAAGAUGGUUUCUUACUUAAUUCACCGAAGUAUUGUGAGUCUUAGCUAGUAGUUGGAAAAACUUGUUCAGAUCUUUAAUCAAGUAGUUUUGUGCGUCCUUAGUAUCAGUGGCCUGCCAUAUGGAUAUCAAACAAAAUUGUUAUAAUUAUUGCUUUUAAAAUGAUUAUGAAAUUGUGCCUUACUUUUUCAGUCGUAUUUAACCGUGUAAUUUAGAACCACAUGAUUGCAGGGAUUUACCAUGAAGAAAUAUGUUUGAAGGAUAGUUUGUUUUUUAAAUAUUUUUCUCCUCAAAAAUGAUUUUAUUAGCUUUUCCUCUUUUAUUUUUUUUUUCCUCCAGUUAUAUUCCUUUAAUAUGUUUGUGUAAAAGGGCAGCCAGAAUUUGCAUUCGUGAGAGACAGAAAAUUUUAUUGGUCUUGUAUGUAGAGCUUUCAUUUUCUUUUAUGUUCCUUCAGGAAAAUUCCUCUCUCCCCAGUUACUCAUACUGAGAUGUCUUUAAAUGCAGGCUGACCAGUAAGGGUUUUUUGUUGCUGUUUAAUUUAGUGUGUGGUUUGCUUUGUGGUUGUGUUUUUUUCUUUUAAUUAACCAGAUAUUGGGUGCUGGGGAGGCAUUGCACAUUAAUGCAAAACGUUAAUGCUAAUUUUCACAGAAAAGACAAAAUUAGAGUCUUUCCCUGUUCAGUGCAGUUUUGUUGCUGCUCUGUGUACAACACUAAUAUUAAGCCAGACUGUAAAGGCUAAAUACUCAGAGUGACCUACUUCCAUUCACCAGCAAGAAUCCUUUGUCAGCUGACUCCUGUUUGUUUGUUCAUUUUUAAAUGUCAGAUUACAGAAUGAGCAUCUCCUAAAGAUGAAAGAAAACAGUGUUUUCAUGUGCAGGAAAUUUGGGGUUGCAGUAACAGAACAUUUUCUUUGUGAAUUUGGAUGUCAUGGUGUUUUAAGCUCCUGCCUGGAGCCUAAAUCAAUUUGGCCUCUCAUCCAGUUCAUCUAACUGGUGCUCCUAAAAGGCUGCAGCCCUGCAAAAGCUCAUGCAGCAUUUUUGGCUGCCUUCCCUUGCUCCCAUUUGGUACAUAUUUGCACAAUUUAACUGAGCUUUUCUUUCUGCUGAAGGUCAGAUGCAAGCGAUAUGAAACACUAAACUUUAUAAACAAGCAAAACCAUUUCAACCACAGCAUUUUGGACUAGAAUGGAUUUUUAGGUGGCGCACUGUCUGCUGGCCUUUGGAGAGGGGAUCCUGAGACUGCAUUGGACUGGAACAGGAGGCAAAGCCACAAGCCUUGUUUUUUUUUAAUAAACUACUUACUGUAAUCCAGCUACACAGUUUCAGCCUCACACUUCAGAAGAAGCUUCCAGUAGCUAUGCACGUACAGGCACUUUCUCUCUUGCAGAAAGUGAAACUUUCCCAACCAGAGUAAAUUUAACCUAUUGCAUAAGAUGCUGGAAGUUGGUUGUUUUUUUAUUUUCCUUGGGAGUCUCACUAUAACCUCUGUGUGCAGAGGAUGAAUAGCUUUUCUUUUUUCCUCUUUUUAUUUUUUUUUUAUUCUGACAAGAUUAGAUGUUGCAUAUUGAUGAGCUAGCAUUUCAAAGGUCCGUGGGGCUUUGGAACAUAUUAAGAAUCUCUGAAGUUUAAUAUUCACCAUGUUUUAAAUAUUCAGAAGGAAAAAUUUGCAUAAAAUGGCUUUUGAUAAAUACAUUCUAGGGAUUGUUUCUUUCUAUCUUACACAAGCAUUGUGGGGAUUGUGGCUGUGCCAGUUUUGUUCCAAAGUGUCCCUUUUUUCAGAAUUUCAGGAUUAUUUUGGUCCCAGUUGUACGCCCAGGACCAUUCCUGAAGUCUGUUAUGGUUUCUACUGGGACUGUUCAGCAGGCAGGUGGAUGUGACCAAGAAAAAGGUUCAGCUGAGCAUUGGAACUGCUGAAUAUCUGCUUGAGGGUUCCUUGCUGCCUCUACCUGGGCACAUCCAGACCUUUUUGUGCCUGCUUCUUGUGAUGGGAAUGGGAUCAGUUCAGUGGUCAGGCCCGGAUGAGACUUUUCUGCUCCAUACCAGUGGGGUUUUGAGACUGGGAAGGACAAUAUCCUGGGUGCAGGGGCAAAGCAAAGUGUCAUUUGAUGCAUCUCAGAUCUCACAGGGCAGUCUCCUCUUCCUUGGAAGUCUCUGUGGUGAGAAUCUCAGUAGUAAAAAAAUGUGCCUUUAGGAGAAAUCCUCCCCUGGGUAUGCUCAAUUUCUCAUGCACUUGAAAAUCUGAUGCAAGCUUUAGAUGAGGAGGAUGAGUUGCUGGCUGCAAAGCUGCAGCUGUUUUGCUGUAGUAUCAACACGUGUCCUUACCCUCUGUGUCCCAUGGUACAUCCCAGGGUGUUGCAGGACAGUGCUUUGGUCCCUCACACCCAGCCUUGACUUUGUCACACCAGUCCCUGUUGAAUCAGUGCCUGGUACUUGUUCUCAGGACCGCUCUGGCUCAGGCCAAGGACACCUCAUGCCUCUAUGCAAAAGGUGGUGCUUUCAGGUUUUACCUUACAAAUAAUACAGCCCUUUCAAACUCACCUUUCUUCUCUUAUGUAUUCUUGACAGAAGUAGGAUUUUAAAUAUUUCAUAGUAUUCUUCUUUCUUCUUCCUUUUUGCCGGAUGCCUUGAAAACAUUGUCAGAUUACGAUCUGGGGGGGGAUCAGGAUCAGUUUCCUUUCCUUCUUGAUUGCAUGGUGUAGGUUUGCAAGGAGGGUUUUGUCCUUUUUUCUUUUUUCUUUUUUUUUUUUUUUUUUGUUAGUCUUACGGAACAGAUGCCUUCAUUUGAUGCAGAGAAAGAUUGUCUAUGAUCAGAGCUAAUCCAGGAUGGUAGGAUUGGACCCCCACAGUGAAAGCUAGAAAAGUGAUUGCAAAAGUAUUCUGUUUCUCCUUUAUUAAUUGCACAGGAAGUUUCCACCAAAGGCUCAUGUAGCCCAACUGGCCUAUGUAAUAAGUAGCAGGGCCUGUAAUUACAGUCUGUCUUCUGAUGCUAUCUGUGCUCCGACUUUCUAGGCACUGCAGUUCUAUUUACAUCUGGCUCUCUGUCACCUUUCUAAAUUUUUGAUUGGUCACUAAGGGAAAGAGAGUGCAAGCCAUGAGCCCCGAGAGGUGCAGUGAGUAUAAACGAGGGAGUCCUCCUCCCUCUCAGGUGUCUGCCUGAUUUGGGACACAGAACAUGAGGAACAGGAGGAUGUACCAGCCAUGCAGCAGAGGAAGUGGGCUGCCUGCCAACUGGGUAUUUUUCAAGACCUCAGAGUUCUUUAUAGGACUGGAAAUUUGAAUAUUUUACAGGUCUUAACUAGCGUACUUUCCUCUGAGAUAGUUCAUCAGCAUUUCUUUGCUCGGAGCUGUUCCUAAAGGAUUUGACCUUUUUUCUCUGUAAGACUCAAGGUUUUAUGGUUGCAGAGAGAUCCUUCCCCAUAAGGCAUGAGGAGGGAGAUGGCUUUUGGCAUCAAGCAGAAAGCUGUGUUACAAAUCCUGGUAUCAAUGUGGACAGCAAGAGGAACUUGAGAGAGAGGGGGAAGGCAGUGAUUUUCAUGUGGCUCAGUACCAGGUUCACCAGCCCUGAGCACCAGCGAGCACAGCCUCAAGCAGGUGAGCUCCCUGGGGUGUCAGUUCUGAGACCUGCAAGAGAACAAUGGGCUCCUCAUGGGAGUGUUUGGUGCUGGUCACUUUCCAGGAAUCUCUUGUCUCUUUGGAAAUCCGCACUAAACUUUGGGUAAAGCUUCAGAAUGGUGCCCCCCAGACUUUUUCUUUAGGGCAGACUUCCAGUGCUAUGUUUGAUGAAGAGGAAUGAAAGGCAUUAGGCAAAUACUGCACUCUGCAAUAAAACCCAUUAACAAUCUACUAUGGAUACUUUUAAUGUCCAUUAAACUGUUACACAAAUUGUCCCUUUUCUACAGCCUGUACUGUUAUUUCAUUAUUUUUAACCUGACUUCUGUUUAAAAAAUACCCAUCCAUUUUUUUUUUUUUUUUGUAACUCUGCUUCUAAGAAAGUUGAUGCUUUAAAAGGGAAAAAAAACACCCUUAGUUUCAAACAUGGGUUUUUCAGGCUUCUAAAUUAAUAAUUUCUACACCUGACCCAGUUCCUGCAGCUGCCAAAAAAGAAAAGAGAAAGCUAUUUAAAUUUCUCAUAGAACCAUUUAUCUCUUAAAAUAUGCCAAGGCAAUUUGAGGUGGGGGUGGAGACUCAGCUAUUUAUCUCAGCAGCUUGAUUUUUCUCUUUAUGUUUCUAACUGUCAGGGGGAAAAAACCGGUAGGAAGCUAUUCUUGGGCUAUUAUUGAUGUAUUGUGUUGCCAUUAUGCAGGAUGUCUGCUUUGCUAUAUACGGAAGGACAUUAAUAAUAGCCAUCUCCCCUGCCCCCACCCUCGGUUCCUCUUUGGGAAGAUAUGGUUUAACUGGAGCAUCUGCUGUGUUCAAAUUGCUGCUCCUUCCUCCCCUUCCCCCAGAUCAUUCCCAAACUACUUUAAGGAACCAGGGCUAAGAAAAUAAGGAGACAUUAUUUUUGCCAUUUUUCUGCCUACUUCUGUGGUGGCUCCAGACAAAUAAUUUCCAUGCCCUGUACCUGUCUACCCUUUUCCUUCCCAGGUACUGCCCCUGCUUUCAUUUUAAGUUCAUCAAUGCAAAGAAAAAAACUCUUUCUUGCUGUCUUUUUCUCACAAAGGCUUGCUGGCAGAACAGGCUCAGCAACAGACCUCUGAUUUGUUAUUACCCAGCAUUUCAUAUCCACAAACAUCAGCUUCAUUAUUUCCAAUUAGCAGGAAAAUGUAUUCCCAUUCCCAUCCCUCCUACCCCUGGUUUAAAACAUUGUUAUGAGACUUUAAAGGGUCCGUCUACUCGUUUAAAGACUUGGAUGCUUGUUUUAUUUUUGGAAGCAGAGUGUACAGUGAACAGGAAUAGUUUGAUGUUUAAAAAAUAGCCCCAGUUCAGCAUUCCCCUGAAGUGCGGGAAGUCCUGUCUCCGCAGGGCUGUGCCAGCAGCGUGACAGCCCAGAGAGCAAAGCCAGCUUGAAAAGGAAAAAGAACUGGCCUGCCCCACUUCAUCUGUGAGAAGAGAGAGGUGAAAAUAAUAAAUGUGGCAAGAAAAUAAAGGGUAGAAUUGCUCUGAUUUUUUUAUUUGGAUGGCUGUUCCUAUGUCUCCCACUGAUUUUGUUCCAUAGUAGCUUUGCUUAUUCAGCAUUUUUGGUAAUCAGGACCAUGUGCUUUUUCAAGGUAUCAUUAUUUUUACUUUUCAUUUGUUGAGUUGUAGUCUUGCCCUUGUCCCCAUAGGGUAUGGAACCAUUUUGGCUUGGGCAUGGAAUGAAAAUAGUUAGGAACUCUGUCUAAGACUGCUUACCUAGAAUUUGGAACCAGCAUAUGCAGUAAGAAUAUUUUCCAGUCUGAUAUAAAGAAGUUUUCAAAAUAGGAAUUCUACAUGGGAGGAAUCCCUUCACUGGGGGAAAUGCUUAGAUUUCAAAAUUAAAGGGAGAUGGCCAUUCAGUAUAAUUUCUCAUUGCUUUUCUAAUCUUCUCUGGUGUUAUACAAGCAGAAAAAUGACACCCUCUGUUCCCUAAACUAAGCCAGAGCCCAGCAUCUCCUCUGCACACAUUUGCUCCAGCUCCAGCUUUCCACACUGCUGCAACAUGGGAGUGAGGAAGGCCUGCUAAGGGAGCAAGGUCAGCCUCAUCCUCUCCACAGCCAGCACUGCUCCCCAUGGUGAGUCUGCGUCCAGCCUAGGGCUUGAUCUGCUUCCUAAUGUGAGUGUUUUGCCAGAAUCAGCUGUUUUCUCUCUGCCAUUAGCUAUGGGAUUGUGUGCAAUGAUGAGGAUUUGCAGGGAGGGAGGAGAAGAUCCUGUUCCAAUUAGGCUGCCUUUGUGCUAAUGUUUCAUUCAGGGCUGCAUGAGAUAAGAGCAGUUUGCACUGAAAUGCACAGCCGGAGGUUGUAGUUUGAGUUUCAACUGUGUUGAGAUGGUACCCAUUGAAAAUCCAAACUGGAGCUCUUUUUUGCAUCUGCCAGUACUUUACUGACAGCUCUGUGUGGGCUGGAAACCCGUUUCAGGUUUGCAAAUGGACAUUUUGUGCCUUGUCCCCCAAGUCUGAUCUAGUUCUUUGGUUUAUCCACCUAAAAAGGAGUAUUUCUAAUGUGCCUAAUUAGCUAAGCUCCUGACAAGCAUCUCAACAGAACAACCAGCAAGGUGACAAGUAGGCUAUGGACAGAGCUGCCUUUACAAAAAGUGCACUUCACUUUCUUCACUGUGUGCCUUUUCAGAGACCUACUGUGCUCUUCUAUGGGCAGCAGAGAAACAGCCCCAGUGCUGAGCAGGGAUGGGAACUUGGAAGGUGAUGGAGAAGACAAGCAAGAGGAUAAUGCUGAUCAUCUGUUCUCCAUGGGGAUAAGCAAAGCAAUGGCUUAUCCCAUCAGUGCAGCUUGUCUUGCUUUACACACCCUGUUGUCUAGUGGGCAGCUGUUCUGUAGCAGAGGUACUUGGGUAAAUCUCCUCAAAGAUCUCUUCCUGAUCAAAACUCCAGUCAUUAAUAUCUGAAGAAUUUAUUCCCUUAAUAAUGUCUCUUAUAAAAUCUCCAUCACUCAUUUUUUAUAUAAUGUUAGAAGAGAAAAUCUGAAGGUGAACCAAAGUUUGAUUUGUGCUACUGUAUUAAAAAGGCUGAUAUGCUCUCAUUUUCAAUCCUCAAAAUAAUAUUUUAGCAAAAUUUUUCCUGCUGUGAUCAGACAGGAAAUGCAAGGUGUAUUGGAAAUGCAGUAAAGGGAAAGAUUCGAUGUUUUGGUGCUCUGAACUGCAUCACUGUGACUUCCUCUACUGUCUCUUUGGAAAGUGAGAACUGAGUAUUGGUAGAGGUGUGGGCAGAGCCAAGUAAUGCCUGGACUUUCUCUCAUGGUCUUGCUAGAAGGAAUCUGCCUUGAUGGCACAUCAACUUCCUUAAUGGUCCUAUACUUUUCCAUGGCACAGCUUGUGUUUUGGACAGUCAGAGAGCCUGGAGAGAAGCCUCCAGUGCCUUCCCUCUAGUUAGUCAAAUGAGAGACCCCGAGUACUAAUUCUGUAUUUAUUGAAGUCACUUUCCAGAAGAGAACAAACAGCAGAGGUUUGUUGUGCUUCAGAGCCCAAUCUCUCAUGCUGGCUUUACAUGUGGGCUGAUACAAGGAGGUCUGAACCACACGUAGGUCGUUCCAGAAGGAUUCCUCUUGGCUACAGGCCCCAUGGAGACCCCCCUAAAGGCUGGGAGAAUGAUUCAGGUCUUUCAGACUGCAAGGAGGAAGUGUCCCUAGGAAUGUAUUUGUCCUAUGUGGCUGCUAUGCUUUGGCCUAUCCCUGUCAGCUGCAGACCUGUGUGCUCUGAGGGCUCACCAGGGAUGAUCUGUACUGGAUGUGCAGUAAUUCACAGCAGUUUGAGGUGGCGUUUCAGCUUCAUGGUGGUUGUUGGCUUAGCCCAUGAGAUGGAGAAGGUUCUGUGUUGUUGCCUUUGUUGCAUUUGGGAGGAGGCAUGACUGGCCACUCUCCUCCUUGUCGUGUCAGCAGACAGAGGCUCCCAGUGGUGUGGGAAUAAUCUUCCUUUUAAAUGUGAAUCACUAGCCUAGGGAUCUGGGCAAGGGGAGGCACAAGGAAGCACGUCCUGUAUGAGGAAUGCUUCUGCUGCACACUCUGUGCCCUCGGAUCCUAAUGAAGUAACAUUACUUGAGCUUUUAGGAUUGGUCUCUGUCUGUCAGAGCUUGGGGGUACCAGAGUUUUACUCCUUGCUGAGCAAAAGCACUACCCAAGUCUGUGGGGGGCCUAACCCUGCUGGCAUUGGAAUUUUCCCAGUUCCUGUGACUUGCUGAGUGCACCUCCUGUGAGCUGCUGAGUAGCCUCCCUUGUCACUGAACCCAUCAGGCCACUUGUCUCCCUCACUGACUACUUCCACAGGGCUUUGAGGGCACUCAGGAAAUGCAAUCAGCACCUUACAGGAUCGAUCUGCUAAGCAAUAAAUGAAGUUUUUUCUCUGGUAACUUGUGUGCAUGAAUAGAAAAUCAUUUAUUCCAAUUUGUUCUGAGGACAGAUGCAGCAUAUACACAUUUUCUAUAUUUAUAAAUAUAUAUAAAUAUAUAUAUAUUGUUCUCAGCUAGUUACCUCUUCUAAACUGCAAUUUUCAGAGCAACCGGCAUAUAUUUUUUAUUCAACACGUAAAAUUACUUUUUACAGUAAGAGAAUGAAAGCUGUUUUAAGCAUGUGUUUUCUGUAUUUUUAUUAUGCAUUAUCCAAUUAUAUUGAGAUGUAUUUUCCUCUUUGCUCUGCUCUUCCAGUUGUUAUCCUUUUUAUCAGUUAUGCUUUUCAAAUGUUUUGUAAGGGAAAAUAAAUAUGCAAAAUCGC
Molecule: messenger RNA, 17208 nt
Organism: Taeniopygia guttata (zebra finch)
Lineage: Eukaryota; Metazoa; Chordata; Aves; Passeriformes; Estrildidae
Gene: LPP
Product: LIM domain containing preferred translocation partner in lipoma
Biological process (GO): cell-cell adhesion
Cellular component (GO): stress fiber; focal adhesion
Molecular function (GO): protein binding
Source: RefSeq, a predicted model, not a curated record